Messenger RNA from Urocitellus parryii (Arctic ground squirrel), 722 nucleotides. It is a transcript of the gene Ebi3, whose product is annotated as Epstein-Barr virus induced 3. Gene Ontology annotation, cellular component: membrane. Lineage: Eukaryota; Metazoa; Chordata; Mammalia; Rodentia; Sciuridae. Gene Ontology annotation, molecular function: cytokine receptor activity; protein binding. The record is from RefSeq and is a predicted model, not a curated record.
CAGUCCCCUCGCCAGACCCUGAGAGAUCAGUCAUCGCAGCCAUGACCCUGAGGCUCCUGCUGGCCCUGGCCCUCUGGGCAGGGGGCUCGUCCUGCGGGGGAAGGGCAGUGUCUUCAAGCCAGCCUCGGGUGCAGUGCCGUGCCUCUAGGUACCCGGUGGCCGUGGACUGCUCCUGGACCCUGCCACCAGCUCCCAACUGCACCACAGCCACAACCUUCAUCGCCACAUACAGGCUCGGUGUGGCCGCCCAGGGGCAGAGCCGGCCGUGCCUCCAGCCGACCCCCGAGGCCACCGGCUGCACCAUCCCCGACGUCCAGCUGUUCUCCCUGUCGCCCUACGUGCUCAACGUCACGGCCGUGCACCCCGGGGGCGCCAGCAGCGGCUUCGCGCCCUUCGUGGCGGAGCACGUCAUCAAACCGGACCCCCCGGAGGCCGUGCGCCUGAGCCCCCUCCCUGGGCGGCAGCUGCAGGUGCGCUGGGAGCCCCCUGGGUCCUGGCCCUUCCCCGAGGUCUUCUCUCUGAAGUACUGGAUCCGAUACAGGCGUCAGGGAGCCUCCCGCUUCCGCCAGGUGGGGCCCAUCGAAGCCACUAGCUUCACCCUCAGAGCUGUGCGGCCCCAGGCCAGGUACUGCAUCCAGGUGGCAGCCCAGGACGUCACGGACUACGGGGAGCUGAGUGACUGGAGUCUCCCUGCUGCCCCCGCCAUGACCCUGGGCAGGUAG